AUGACGCCCAAGGAGUGGUUCGCAUUGCUCCUGUUCUACGCGGCGUACCUGUUCCUGGGUGCGAGCGUGUUCUAUCAUGUCGAGAACGACCUGGAAACGGAGCGGCGCGCCGAGGAGCUCGCAGAGCGGAUCGAAAUUAACGAAAUGCUUGUCAGAUACCUAUCGCCCGACGAUAUAGUGUUACAGGGCAAGCUUAUAGGCCGUUUGGAUGAGUACUGUGGCAAUCGAGUGACGAACUAUACCGAGGAUGCCUUCGUACCGCCGUACGUGUGGGAUUUUUAUCAUUCGUUUUAUUUCGCAUUCAUCGUUUGCUCAACCGUGGGCUACGGAAACAUCUCACCGCACAACACAUUCGGCCGAAUAUUUAUGAUAUUCUAUGCCCUCAUCGGGCUGCCGGUGAACGGAUUCUUUUUCGCAUACGUCGGCGAAUUCUGGGCCCGUGGGUUCGUCCGACUUUACCGGAGGUACAAGGCGUACAAGCUGUCGGCCAACGCGGGGUACGCUCCGAAGCGGAUCAGUUUCAUCGGGCAGAUCAUCCUGUACCUCAUACCCGGCGUGAUCGUGUUCAUCUUCGCACCGGCGUGCGUGUUCACGUACUUCGAAAAGUGGCCGUAUGAUGUAUCGGUGUACUACGCCUUCGUCACGCUUACGACGAUCGGGUUCGGUGACUAUGCAUCCACCUUCCAGGCGUCCCAGGAGUACGAGUUCGGGUCGCUGUUUACCGUCUACAAGAUAUUCGUCAUCCUGUGGUUCUUCGCCGGUAUAGGCUACAUUUUCAUGAUACUAGGAUUUAUCGCCAAAGGCAUUUCGCACAAAAAGAUACAAAAUUUGGAAAAACUGGUAGCGAGCAACCUGAAGGAAACGCAGCAUCGAGUGUGGAGCGGUGUUACCAAAGAUAUUAGUUACCUACGCAAGAUUCUGAACGAGGUGUAUAUGCUGAAGUUCAAGCCCGUCUACGAUGAGCCCGCGGACCGGUGGCUAGGCACCUCGAAGAGUCGGUCCAGCUCUUGCCCGGAGCUGUCGGUGUACAGGGCACCACAGACGCCGACCACUCGUCGUAAGCGCGCCAACUCGGAGAGUGCACUGACGCAGGCAGAAUCGCGUUCCGCGAUCGACGGCGGACAAUUCCUGCGACGCCUGUCCGACACCGACCUUCAGCGCAUCAAUCGAGAGAAGACGUUCGGUGUACAGGCGCUGGUGCAGCCGGCCGAGCUGUUGGCACGGGUCGUGACGGCACUCGGGAACAUCACGGCCAAUCCGGACGACAACCAGAGCAUCCUCGAACGUGCAUCGCUGACGGCCGGCGUGAACUGCUUCUCGGACUCACAGAUUUUGGCAAGCGAGCGAACCUGGUCCGGCUGGUCGAUGAAUGGUUCGGACAAGAGUGCGUACCUAACAGCUCCACCUAUGCGACCACGAGCUGCCUCGGACAUUGGACUACCGCCGCACGUUGGACCACAGGAUGCCAACGAGUGGACGUGGAGUGGUGGAGACGACAGUCAAAUCCAGCAGAUCCUGCAGAUUCGCCAGAAGGUCAAGCAGAAAGAUAAUCUCCUAAGGGCAGCCCUUUCGAACAACGCCACGUUCGAUUCGAGUCUCACGAUCAAUGUGCCACCGACGGUUCCGGAAGGUAAAGCAGAUGCAGUGAACCGGGGUGUACUUCACCGAUUGAAUCCGUUCCGAAAGCGUGCCAACAGCAAGACACCUGCAUCGGACGUGGAGUCUGGCCCGCCGGGUCUAGAUUCGUAUCUCACCGGCACCAGCAAGGGUCGCAGUUCGAUGUUUAACCUUCCGACCUCAUCCUACCUGACGGCGACAUCGCGUGGCCGAGGCAGCAUCCUAUCCAUGCCUCCGCAGGACGAGCAUCUGCUGGAGACUACCACGAUUGGCGAUCUGUUGCGCGCGCUGGAACUGAUGCACACGGAAACGGUGACAUCCAACGGCAAUCAUCGGGGGAGUUUCGCAUUCGGCGAUGGGUCAGCGGGUCGCGGUCGCUGUAACACGCAGACCACUUCAUCAGGCAAGCAGACGUCCGGCGUACCGUCGCUGCUGACACUCUUUACGCCACCCAUCGAGCCCGGUUCGCGCAGGGGCUCGAUGAAGCCUCCGCUGGGUCGCACCGGAAGUGGCGACUCAGGACCGAUGGGAAGACGGCCAUCGUUCCGUCCGGCCAAUCCACCGUCCUACACCGCCACCGUGUCCGGGUCGCCUGCCGGCGGUGGUAGUCCUACGCUGGGUCUCGUUAGCUCCCCGAAACCCAUCCGCAGACGCUUCAGCGUCCGUCCGUCCAACCUAGCUUACCCACCGGGCCAUUGUCCACGCCCGGGAGUGCCCGGCACGGAGCAGCUCGGUGCACCACACCUCAACUCUUCGUCCCAGUCGCUGCAUAAUCUUCCGACGACGACACUGCAGAGGAGGCUUUCGGCACGUCCGAGUCCGCUAGCCACCAACCAGUCGCAGUCCGCCCAUCUAUCGGUGCCCUCGGCCCUGGCGGUCAGUGCUGGCGGAACGGGUCAAUACCGCUGGAGACCAUCGCUGACUCGCUCCGACUCGGACCAAUCGGCCGCACCGGGUGGGCUUCAGCCGACCGUCGGCAGUCCACGCAGUCGCCACAGUAGCCUGUCGAAUCUGUUCGAUCAGAAACGCGAUCACAAACCCUCAGGUGGAGGCUUGUGAUGUGCUCGUAUUAGCCGUACAUAGUAGCUGUAGGAUGUUCUUGCCAGUUUUAGCGAAACUAGCGGCCAGCAUGAAGGAAACGUAUCAGUAUUGUUUUUAACGUCGCCUUAUUGUGACGCUUAGGGGAAGGGAGAGCUAUUUAUGAAACCAUUUGAUGCCAUUCCAACCAGUCAAUUUUAUGAGGUAGCAAGGGCCUGUAGAUCUGCGAUAUUAAGUGAGGUGUUCGCGGAGAAUGAUAUGUUUGCGAAAAGGGGAAAUGAUGGAUAGUUUCGAAAACAAAACAAAGACAGAAACAAAAGCAAACCAAUAGUUUUAAACGGUUACAUAUCAUUUCGACAUAGAAAAGAGAAAGAAAAAUAAA
This is a messenger RNA of Anopheles coustani, 3037 nucleotides long. It is a transcript of the gene Ork1, whose product is annotated as open rectifier potassium channel protein 1. Gene Ontology annotation, cellular component: membrane. Gene Ontology annotation, molecular function: potassium ion leak channel activity. The record is from RefSeq and is a predicted model, not a curated record. Gene Ontology annotation, biological process: potassium ion transmembrane transport; stabilization of membrane potential. The transcript has 7 exons. NCBI's taxonomy places the organism in Eukaryota, Metazoa, Arthropoda, Insecta, Diptera, Culicidae. Bases 1 to 2676 code for a protein of 891 amino acids.